UCCUUCCCCAUCUAUAUCUCAUUUCUUUGAAACAAAUGUUGCUCUGAACAAGCAUAAAUCAUCAAAUCUAAAACACAAUAGUGUCACAGAAUUUUAUUAUAUUGUUUUAACAGUAUAAAUAAAAACAUCUCCUGCUGACUAUGAAUCGACCAAUUUUUGGCAUAGUGUUGCAGUAACCUAUAGCAACCGCUUCUGUGUCAACAGAAAUCUUGGACAGCUCCUGCAGUCCAGGGCUGUGCAACACCAUUGGCUGCCUGAAUCAAUGACUUGCAAACUUGUUCAUCUAUUAUGCAUGUUAGUUCUCCUUUAGUGUGUUCUUGAACUCAUUCUCAGGUAUUUGCAGCUGGUCGCUGGAACUGAAGGACGGGCUCUCAUCCUUGAGAGCCCCAGUUGAGUUGACAAUGGAGCUGAUUGGAUCAACUCUGACAGCCCCUUAUGCUCGACCAAAGACCAGCCACUUCCUCCCCGCCAUCUCCACCAUGGCGGCCAGCUAUCGCAACCCUCACUCAGCCUUGGUGACGAGCCCUGGUGCCAAUUUGUGGAGAACCAGCAGCUACUACAAGAGCGGCAGCAGCCUCCCGUUAACGUCUCCCGUACAGCGGGAGGACUUUGAUCUGAUUCGAGCUAAGACCGCGAUGUACCCCACCAACAGGAGCGCUCUGACAGCCCGGUACACCCCCGAUGACUGGUACAAGUCCAACAACAACAACUACCGGGAGUCCGAGUCCUCCAGGAAAAGUGCGGAGCGACUGAGGAAGGACACCAUCAGGCUGAUGCAGGACAGAGAGCAGCUCACCAGAAGAACGCAGGAAAACACCAGCAAGAACAUUGCAGAGAGGGUCACUGACAUUGUCUUCUGGAGGUCUGAGUUGACUCAUGAGAUCGACAACAUGGUGACAGAGAUAGCAGCACUCAAUGAGGUGAAAAGGAGGCUGGAAAGAGCCUUGGCUGAGACUGAYGGGCCCUUACAGGUGUCUCAAGAGUGUUUGUACCACAGAGAGAAGAGGAUGUCCAUUGAUUUGGUGCAUGACGGUGUAGAAAAAGACCUAAUAAGGGAAGUAGAAGUUAUAAAGUCAUGUCAGGAGAGGAUGAGGCGCCAUUUGGACCGAGCCAUCGCACAGCUGGCGGCAAACCGAGCAGCUCAGCAUGAGCUGGAAAAAGACGUGAGUGAUAAAGUGACAGCWCAGAGGAUUGACGACAGAUGUCACUAUUUGAGAAACACAUCAGAUGGGAUUGGUUAUUACAGAGGCAUUGACAGGAUGGACCAUUCAGUUUCUCUGCCGGACUCAUGGUCCAAAUUCACAGAUGACAACAUCCUGCGCUCCCAGAGCGAGCGCGCUGCCUCUCACAAGCUCAGAGACGAGAUUGAAAUCCUGCUGAGCAGCACAUCCAACGAGAUGUGGAACCAGUUCAACAACGUCAACGUGGCCUUCACCAGCCGCAUCUCUGAAACCUCCGAUGCCAAGAGCAGCCUGCAGGCUCACCUGGCUAAGACUCUGCAGGAGAUCUUCCAGACUGAGAUGCUAAUUGAGUCUUUGAAGAAAGCGUUAAGAGACAAGGAGAGUCCUCUGAAAGUGGCCCAAACCAGGCUGGAGGAGAGGACCCGAAGACCUAACGUGGAGCUGUGCAGAGACAACCCCCACCACAGACUUGUGAGCGAGGUGAGAGAAAUCGAGGACACCAUCCAGAAACUGCAGGAYAGACUGAUGGAGGCAGAGAACACGCUGCAGACUCUGGUCAGGACUAAAGUCACCCUGGAGCARGACCUGUCCGUCAAGGCCAACUCUCUGUUCCUGGACCAGGACAGGUGCAUGAGCAUCCGCAAGACCUUUCCCAGCAUGCCCCGCCUGGUGGGAUACAGCUAAAAUAAGACUCGGAGGAGGGAUAUAAAUCAGCCUGAAAGAUAUCAAACUUUGGUUUGUAGUGAAUUCWUUUUUGACCCGUAUUUGGAUGGUUUGAAUGUGGAGAAGGUUAAACCUAUAUAUAAAUAAAAACCACACUGUGUCUGUUUCUUUGACUUUUCUAAAAACUAAAAAUGCGUUGUUCAAAAAUACCUUAUUAUUCUCAGUGAUCGUUCUCACAAGCCUUAGACUGAUGUUUGAGAAGGMCUGGGAUCUGAUUGUCAAAGACUAAGUAUGGUAACAAAAACUAAAAAAUAAAUAAAUAAAAACAAAA
Austrofundulus limnaeus is the source of this 2175-nucleotide messenger RNA. RefSeq names its product tektin 3 (gene tekt3). Gene Ontology annotation, biological process: cilium assembly; cilium movement involved in cell motility. Lineage: Eukaryota; Metazoa; Chordata; Actinopteri; Cyprinodontiformes; Rivulidae. The transcript has 8 exons. The record is from RefSeq and is a predicted model, not a curated record. Bases 402 to 1865 code for a protein of 487 amino acids. Gene Ontology annotation, cellular component: sperm flagellum; microtubule cytoskeleton; nucleus.